Molecule: messenger RNA, 4977 nt
Organism: Condylostylus longicornis
Lineage: Eukaryota; Metazoa; Arthropoda; Insecta; Diptera; Dolichopodidae
Gene: RtGEF
Exons: 9
Coding region: 403-4842 (1479 amino acids)
Molecular function (GO): guanyl-nucleotide exchange factor activity; protein binding
Source: RefSeq, a predicted model, not a curated record
UACGCGUGUACAUAAAAUAAAAUUUUGAAAAACAUUAACGAAGAAAAAAAAUUUUUUUUUUUAAAUUGUAAAAUCGACAAAAUAAAGUGUUUUUUUUUCUUUUCUUAAAAAAUUAAAUACAGCGAUAAAAAGAACCAUUUAUGUAAAAUUCUUAUUCACUUGCUUGCUCUUAAUUUAUUUUGGAUAUCAGUGAUUUUCAUCUUAAAUAAAGAAAAUAUAUAAUAAUCUUUAAUCAUCUGUGCUGUAAAUGUGCACAUUUAUUCUACCAUCACCAUCCCUUAGCCUAACUGACAUCAAUGUAAAAGGAUUACAGCCAUUAUAAAAGAAAAUAAAAGUGCCAUCCCAUUUUAAUAGAAAAAUUUAGGAAGAAUAAACGAGGAGAACAAAAAUUAAAGAAUUAAAAUGGAGCAACAACCAUUAAUAGUUCAAGCUGAAUUUCCUUUUCGUGGUGAUAAUAAUGAUGAGUUAUGCUUUAAAAAAGGUGAUAUAAUAACUGUAACACAACGUGAAGAGGGUGGAUGGUGGGAGGGUACCUUAAAUGAUAAGACUGGCUGGUUUCCCAGCAAUUAUGUUAAAGAAUAUAAAGCAGCACUACCAAUAUCAGAGACAAUAAGACCACCAGAAGAAAUCCAAGAGUAUCGUUCUGUAGUACUUAAGGAUUUAUUAGAAAGCGAAAAAGCACAUGUAGCCGAAAUAACUGGUUUAUUGGAAAAUUUUUUAGAACCUUUACAAACAAGCCAAAUUUUAAACAACGAUGAAUAUGCUCAAUUAAUGUGUAAUUUUAUAGAAGUAGUUGAAACACACGAUAAUUUAUAUCGCUGCCUUGAAGAAUGCAAUGAUCGCGUCGGAAAAUUAUUUUUAAAUAAAGCUCCAGUAAUGAAGAGUGUUCAUCAAGCGUAUUGCGCUGCUCAUCCUCGUGCUAUUGUAAUAUUGGAUAAGUAUAAGGAUGAAUUAGAAAAAUUUAUGGAAAGACAAGGUGCUGCCUCCCCAGGUCUUUUAGUUUUAACAACAGGUUUAUCAAAACCAUUCCGUCGUUUAGACAAAUAUUCCGCAAUGUUACAGGAAUUGGAAAGACAUAUGGAAAGUAGUCAUCCAGAUCGUGGUGAUACACAAAGAAGUGUUGCUGUUUAUAAAGAUAUUGCAGCAACAUGCUCUGCAACACGCCGUCAAAAAGAAUUAGAAUUACAGGUUUUAACUGGCCCAGUAAGGGGGUGGCAAGGACAAGAGCUAAGUACAUUAGGUGACAUUAUACAUAUGGGUAGUGUUGCUGUUGGACCAGAUCAUCGCGAUAGAUAUUUUGUCCUUUUUCCGCAAACGUUAUUAAUAUUGAGUGUUAGCCAGCGUAUGAGUGCCUUCAUUUAUGAGGGUAAACUCCCCUUAACCGGGAUUGAAGUGAGACGUUUAGAUGAUACCGAGUUAAUAAAAAAUGCAUUUGAAGUUUGUGGACCUUUAAUUGAAAAGAUUGUAGCUGUUUGCCAAGGACCAAAUGAAGCAAAUAAAUGGGUAGAAUUAUUAACGUCAGCUAAUCCACAAACAAUGCCAAUUAAUAUUAAACGAAAUGUCAGUAGUGGCGCUAUAAGCAAUGUACCACCUCUAGCCCCACCACAUACCAGCUCGUCUUUUUUAUUGGAUAAACGGGGCUAUUGCGCAAGGUCAUCCUUUUAUGCAUACAGUUUAAAAACUUCUAAUUUUUCAGUAACGCUGCCACCAAAAAACUACCCACCCACAGCUCCGUACGCCGCUUUAAAUGCUCAUUUUAGACAAUUAGUCAAAAAAGGUCUUUUAAAACGAGACAUUGUAAAAGCCUUAUUAUAUCCAUCCCUUUUAAAUAAAAAAUACGAUACAAGUGACAUCAAAAGGCGCAAACGCAAAACAUUAACCCGAAUGAAAAAAAGGCCAAUAGGAGAAGAUUCUAUUACAGAAAUUAAAGAAUCUGAUUGUGAUCUUACCGAAAGUAAUGAUGAAUCAGCUUUAGAUUUACCUACUGACUCAGAAUGUGAUAGUGAAGCUGGAUCUUGUGAAAGUAAUCCAUUUGAAUAUAUUAAGUUUUACACUGGCAAGAAGCAUUCAAAAGAUAUUGCUAGUACAUUAACUCAUUAUGAAACAUUCAUAGAUCAUGGAGGAUCCUCAAAUGAUGAAAAAACAUUAUCGAAAGCAGAAAAAACCACAAAAUCAGUUCAAUGUGAAAUUCAAUUACAUGUAGAUGAAAAAGCUACAAAUGCGAAUUCUUUAUAUGAGACUGAACAAAAAACAGAUUCUUUAGUAUUCGGAUCUAAAGCAGUGCGAGUCUUAAAUCGUAAAUCUUCUGAGCAAAGUAUUAUUUUAACUUCCACUGCUCGUCUGAAUAUAGGCGUACCAGGGGCACAUUUGAAACCACAAAUCUCUGAUGUGUCGCAAAUUUCAUCAUUUGAUGCCAGAACAUCAAGAGAACUUUUAGCUUGUGAAAAUUUAACUGAUCUUAAUGAUGAAACUCAGUUCAAAAGUAAGUUUUUAAAUGCAAAAACAACAUCUUUCGAUACUGUGGGUGAAAGAAGUCGUAGUAUGCCAAACUAUUUAGUUGGAAACCGUUUUAAUCAUUCCGAUUCAACAGCAGUUUAUAUACCAACAUGGAGAGAUUGCGAAACACAAAAUCAAAGUGUGGAUCAUGAUGAUAAAGUAAAACGAAAUUGUCAUACCAUUGACAAAGAAUCAUAUGCAGAGGAGCAUUUAAACAGUAGCCCAAUGUUAGUAAAAGAAAAUGAAAUACAUUCCAGUUCAAUUGAUUUACCAGCAAUAAUGCCGGCUCCAGAUAAAAUUAGUGCAGAACUUUUGUAUAACUUAGAUGGUAGUAUGACAAGCUUGCACAGAAGCUCUUCCCAUUUGUUUGUUGAAGAUUCAAAGAAUAAACUGCUUGAUAAUCGCCAAAGUCAAGGAAUAAAUUUAUCUAGGGAAGCAUCACCUUUCAAAAAUCAUUCGCUUAAUUCAGACAAAAGAAUUAAAUCCACGCAGAACAUUUCUGAAUCAAAAUAUUUAAGUUCAGGAAGGUGGAAAGAAUUAGAAGAAAUUGAUUUUGAAAAAUUAGAAAGGGAUUGCGAGGAGUUGGAAAAUUAUUUGCUGAUGGACAAAAGAUAUCCAUCUCCCAGAACUUCUCAAAUGCAUAAAUUUAUUUCUUCCAACAUCCAAAAUAAAAAAAAGGGUAACAAUCUCCCAAGUCAUAUUACGGAAGAAUCGGAUACCUCAAAAUCUGAUUUUGACACUUUUCCUAGAAAAUAUGAAUUUCCAGUAAAAAACAAUGAUAAUUUCUUAAAUCGAGAAAUACCAGAAGAGAAUCCAGAAAGCAAUUUGAAAAAAUCUUCAGAAACAAAAAAUGAAGGUAAAGAAUGUGAGUCUAAUAUAACAGUAUUACAAAAAGCAGCCAGCUUCGAUGUUAAAGAAAAAAUACUUCGGCCGAACGAGCAUAAAAAGUUUGAGCAUCAACUUCAACAGAAUGCUAGUACGUCUUCUAGUGGAGCUAAUCCUAUUAGAAGAUGCAUUAGUUACCAGUAUAUUUCAAUGGGCCUGAAUUUACAAAAUAACUCUAAUAUACCCGGAUCAAUGCACGGUGAUGGUGACAGUAGCAAAAAUAUAGAGAAACCUAAUAAUACUCAUCAAAAAUUUACGAAAUCUCAGCCUGGUACAAAAUGUAAAUGUUGUGAAAGUUCACAAUGUCCAAGUCCUCGUUCAAGUGAUUCGGGAAUGGCGGGAAGUUGCACUAUAGCUUCUCCAGAAAAUUUCAAAUAUCCUGAAGAGUAUUAUUAUCCUUUUAAUACAGAUAUUGUAGAUGAUAUUCUAGAAAAUAAGGGUAACGAAUUGCAGCAGUCUCAAUCAGUAUCUAAUAUUCCUGCAAAAUUUGAUGUUUGUGGAAUGUUUCGAAAUAAAUUUUUAACACAAAGUCAAGAACAAGCCAUAUUAGCAAACCAAGAGGAACAAAACAAUACAGAUCGAAAAUCUCGCGAUAUAUCAAAAUCUAAUGUUACUCAUAAUGUUAUUAGGGGAAGAAGUGUAGAAUCAAUAUGCAAACCUAUGCCAUUAAAGAUUCAUACGCAGAGUGUUCGAGUAAAAGAACCUCGUGUGACACAGACAGAGCAAAGUGAGGUUGAAAAAAUAGGGGUUUUUAAAACUGGUUUAUAUGCUCAUUGGUGGAAAAAGGAGAACUUGCCAAUAGCUGUAAUUCGUGGUAUACUAAGCGCAAAAGAGUCUUCCCAGAAUAUUCCCCAAACUAAUACACCCAAAGCAGACGAAAUUUCAAAACCGACUAGUAGUCAAAAACUGAGCCAUCGAAUGGCAGAACCAACAUCACUACAAAAUAAAGGUUGUAUACCUAUGGGUGAUAAGACGUUAGAACAGAAACCAAUUGCGUCUACAAAUGGAGGUGUUUCAGGCUCAGAUGUCGCCGCCAGCAAACCUCGGAAUGAUAAAUCAACAACAACAGUCAACCCUAAGAAGUCAACAACAGCAACAGCAGCCAUUAAUAAAUCAAACGUCACAACACAAACGGAGCCUAUCAUUCAAUCAUCACCUAAGUUACAAUCAAUACUCCACACUCAGCAAUCAACAACAUCCACAGCUUCAUCAACAUCAACAACAACAACCAAUUCAUCAGGGGAUAGGACUGGGGCAGGGUGCAGCGGUAGUAACACAAGUAACAACAGUAACACCAGUACAAAAUCAAAACCUCAAAUCAAAUUUAGUCCAGACAUCGAAGAAUAUUUCAAAACUGGAAAAUCCAAUGCACAAUCAUCCGGUAGUGGUGGGAACCGGAAUAACAAAGACACCUCCAACAGUAGUGGGACAAAGCGGAAGAAUAGGAAACAUAAAAGCUAAUUGGAGUAUAACGAAUUUGCAACCAGCACCACCGUUGCGACCAAAUUUAUUGAAUCCGCCACCGCCAACUUCUUCAAGUGGUGGUAGUAGUGUAAAUACUCUCACUAAUUAUUGUAAUAGUCGUAAAGUACAACC